AUGUUGGAUGAAGAAAAUGUUUUGGUCAAAUCCUUCCGAAUGGUCAAAGACAAGAUUAAUGAAGAAAAUCAUCCAAAUGUCAGUUUAAGAUUACUUGGCAAGAGAGGUAGGGAUGGGAGAACUUAUAACCUUCCUACUGUUUCCGAGGUUGCUUUGCUUGUGGUUGGUGAUUUUGAUGAAGCUUUGGGUGAUAGAGAUAUUAUUGUUGAAAAACAAUCAGGCCGAUUGCAACGUAUUACGGAACGAAGUCCUUCUUAUCUUGCACUUCAGUAUCCACUUCUUUUUGCUUAUGGUGAGGAUGGUUAUAGCGAAGAUAUUGGUUUUUCAGAUAGUUGCACUUCUUCAAACAAAAGAAAGAAAAUUAGUCUGAAAGAAUAUUUUGCAUACCGGUUGCAUGAUAGACUGAAUGAGUGUUCUGUUAUUUUGUACGCUCGGCGAUUAUUCCAGCAAUUUGUUGUUGAUGCUUAUACUAUGAUUGAGACUGGUCGUCUAAGGUUCGUACGCACACAACAGAAAAAAUUACGGGCUGAAAUGUAUAAUGGUCUUGCGGAGGCUGUUCUUCGAGGUGAGACAAAUGGUUCAAUGCAUGGUAAACGAAUCAUUUUGCCUUCAAGUUUUGUUGGUGGGGCAAGAUAUAUGAUUCAGAAUUACCAAGAUGCCAUGGCAAUUUGUAGAUGGUUUGGUUAUCCAAAGUUGUUUAUUACCUUUACUUGUAAUCCGAAAUGGCCAGAGAUUGUUAGAUUUCUUGGUGCCAAGGGGUUGAAACCGGAUGAUCGACCCGAUGUUGUCUGUAGGAUUUUUAAAGUGAAGUUGGAUAAUUUGAUAAGAGAUCUUAAGACCAACCAAAUUUUUGGAGCUGUGAAAGCAGUUGUGUAUACUAUUGAGUUUCAGAAACGUGGAUUGCCUCAUGCCCAUAUUUUGCUUUUCUUAAGCAAUGAGGACAAAUUACCUCAACCUAGACGCAUUGAUGAGAUUAUUUCUGCUGAAAUUCCUGAUCCAGCAAUUGAUCCUUGCUAUUAUGAAAAUGUCAAAGAAUUCAUGGUGCAUGGACCAUGUGGUAUUGUUCGUAAAUCUUCUCCCUGCAUGCGUGAUGGAAGAUGUUCAAAAUAUUUCCCAAAGCAAUAUCUUGAUGCCACAAAGUUUGAUGAUGAUGGUUUUCCGGUUUACAGACGUAGAGAUAAUGGUCGUGUUGUUAUGAAGGAUGGUGUGCCCUUGGAUAAUAGAUAUAUUGUUCCACAUAACCGUGCAUUGCUUAUGAAAUACGGUGGUCACAUCAAUGUUGAGUGGUGCAAUCAAUCGCAAUCCAUCAAGUAUUUGUUCAAGUACAUAAACAAUGGUCAUGAUCGUGUUACAACGUCUUUUUUCCAAACUGGUGCGGAUGGUGCUAGGCAGAAUUUGGAUGAAGUUAGUUUGUACUAUGAUUGUAGGUAUAUAUCGUCAUGUGAAGCUGCUUGGAGAAUUUUCGGAUUUGAAAUUCAAUAUAAGGAGCCUUCUGUUGAAAGACUGAGUUUUCACCUUCCGAAUGAACAACAUGUUAUUUUUAAUGAAUCAGAUCCGUUGGACAACGUUCUAAAUCGUCAUACUAUUCAUCAAAGCAAGUUUUUGGGUUGGAUGGAGGCAAAUAAGAUUUAUUCUGAAGGUCGAAAUCUCACUUAUGGAGAAUUUCCGACCAAAUUUGUGUGGAAAACCCAUCAUUGGCAACCUAGAAAACAACGGUUUUCCAUAGGGAGGUUGUUUUAUGUUGCUCCAGGUUCUGGUGAUAUCUAUUACUUGAGAUGUUUGUUGAAUAUUGUUAAAGGAGCUACAUCAUACGAAGACAUUAGAUGUGUCAAUGGGGUUCAAUAUGAUACGUUUCGAGAUGCCUGCUAUGCAUUAGGAUUGUUGGAUGAUGAUAAAGAAUAUGUUGAUGGCAUUAUAGAGGCAUCCUUUUGGUCUUCUGCGCAUUCUAUAAGAUUGUUAUUUGUGAGUUUAUUGACAUCAGAAUCUAUUUCAAGGCUGGAUUUUGUUUGGCGAAGUUAUUGGAAAUAUUUAUCAGAUGAUGUUCAGUAUAACCAACGAAAAUUAAGAAAUGAUGCAGGUUUGAUGUUGGAUGACGAAGAAAUUCAGAAUUUUGCAUUGGCGGAGAUUGAGAAAUUGUUGUUAAAUUUUGGGAAAAGUUUGCGCGAUUUCCAGGGCAUGCCUUAUCCAAGAUCGGAGUAUUUUGAAUCAUUUGACAAUAAGUUGAUUAGCGAUGAGUUAUGUUAUGAUCGUGAAUCUUUAGGAAGAGAACAUUUGGAAUUUCUUACCAAGUUCACUGAUGAACAACUUUAUGUUCAUGAUACUAUUAUGUCAUCUGUCUAUUCAAGUGAUGGAGGAAUGUUUUUUGUCUAUGGUUAUGGAGGUACUGGUAAAACUUUCAUAUGGAAGUCUUUGUCAGCCGAGAUUCGUUCUAAGGGUGAUAUUGUUUUAAACGUGGCAUCGAGUGGCAUAGCUUCUUUACUUUUGCCUGGAGGUAGAACAGCUCAUUCUCGAUUUAAGAUUCCCAUCAUUGUUAAUGAAGAUUCUAUGUGCAAUAUAAAACCAGGGAGUGCACUUGCUGAACUGAUUGUAAGAGCUAAGCUUAUCAUAUGGGAUGAAGCUCCGAUGAUUCAUAAACAUUGCGUAGAAGCUGUGGAUAGGACUUUUAGAGAUAUUAUGCGUGUAUGUAAUGAACAUAGUACGGACAAACCCUUUGGUGGAAAAACAGUUGUUUUUAGAGGUGAUUUCAGACAAAUCUUACCAGUUGUUCCUAAGGGUAGUAGGCAAGAUGUUGUGAAUGCCGCUCUUAACUCUUCAUAUCUUUGGAGGAAUUGCACAGUUCUGAGGUUGACCAAAAACAUGCGACUUUUGAGUGCUGCACCUUCUGAUGAAGUUUCACAACUGAAGGAAUUUUCUUCUUGGGUUGCUUCUAUUGGAGAUGGAGUUGUUGGUGGUCCAAAUGAUGGUGAUGUCACUAUUGAUCUUCCUUCUGACAUUGUUUUGUCUAAUUCUGGGGAUCCUCUUAGAACAAUUGUUUCAACGAUAUAUCCAUCCUAUAUGAAUCAUGAGGACUUGAUGAAAUGUUUGCAUGAUCGUGCCAUACUUGCUCCUACUUUAGAGGUUGUCGAUGAGGUUAACCAAUUCAUGAUGUCGUUGGAUCAGUCUGAGGGUCGAGUUUAUUUGAGUUCUGAUAGUAUCUCAAACUCAGAUUUGACCUCAAAUGGCUUAGCUGAGAUACAUUCUGUUGAAUUCUUGAAUAAGUUGAAGUGUUCAGGUACACCUAAUCAUGAAUUGUUAUUGAAAGUCGGUACUCCUGUGAUGUUGUUAAGGAAUAUAGAUCACUCGAAUAGAUUGUGUAAUGGCACUAGACUGGUAAUUACACGUUUGGGUGAUUAUGUUUUGGAGGGACAAGUAUUGGGUGGCCAUAAUGUUGGUCAUAAAGUUUUGAUCCCCCGAAUGUCUUUAAUACCAUCUGAUCCAAGGUUGCCAUUCAAAUUCCAACGACGACAAUUUCCUUUGGCUGUGUCGUAUGCAAUGACCAUCAACAAAAGUCAAGGACAAUCUCUAUCUCAUGUUGGAUUAUUUUUACGAAAACCAGUCUUCAGUCAUGGACAGUUGUAUGUUGUUAUAUCUAGAGUUACGAGUCGUGGAGGUCUCAAGAUUUUAGUUUGUGGAGAUGAAGAUGAUAAUAGAAGUGAUGCUACUAUUAAUGUUGUUUACAAAGAAGUUUUUCAAAACUUAUGA
Messenger RNA from Salvia splendens (bonfire salvia), 3741 nucleotides. RefSeq lists its product as uncharacterized. Gene Ontology annotation, biological process: telomere maintenance; DNA repair. The record is from RefSeq and is a predicted model, not a curated record. The coding region runs from base 1 to 3741 and encodes 1246 amino acids. NCBI's taxonomy places the organism in Eukaryota, Viridiplantae, Streptophyta, Magnoliopsida, Lamiales, Lamiaceae. The transcript has 3 exons. Gene Ontology annotation, molecular function: DNA helicase activity.